CACCGCUUCCACUACAACAAGCGGAAAAACAAGGAAGUGAACUGGAAUCUUGACACAAGGCCGUGAAAGGGAAAAAAAGAGAAGAGAAGAUAACCAGAAAACUCCGUGAAAUCUUCCGUUGAUCAGCCUGGAGAACGAUUCAGAAAAUAUGAACAACAAAGCAGGUUCAUAUCCUCAGCAAGCUGUGUACCCACAACAGAGCAGUGCACCCAUCUACCCCUCUGCUAUGCAAGUGUCUCCUCAGGCACCUCCAUAUACAGAUGCACCACCUGCAUAUUCUGAGAUAUACCAGCCCAGAUAUGUGCUUCCACCUCAGGUGCCUGGUCAGGUGCCUCAGAUGUCCUCUCCAUACCCUGGUGCUCAGGUGUUCAUGCCCAUGCAGCCACCUAUGCCUGUUGGGCCAGUGGGCCAGAAUGUCCCCCUGGCCUACUAUCCUAUGGGAGCCAUGUACCCCCAUGGAUCAACAGUGAUGAUAGAUGGAGGCUUUGAUGCUGGAGCACGUUUUGGGGCAGGCAACAACGUUUCCAUCCCACCUCCACCUCCUGGACACCCCCCCAAUGCAGCUCAGCUGGCUGCCAUGCAGGGUGCUAAUGUUCUGAUGACACAGCGCAAGAAUAACUUCUUCUUGGGUGGCUCCAGUGGAGGUUAUACCAUCUGGUAACAGCAACUAUUCUCCUCAAGUCCUUCUUUAUACCUAAACCCUGUCAAAAACUCCCCUUACUUCCUUAACCUUCUGCUGUCCCAUAUGCCUCCCUCUUCAGGCUGCUUGGCCAUGCCACAAUACUGAUAUCACCUAAUGGAAUGUAAUACCUUAGAGCCCUAAUGAGAGGUACAGUACUCCACUUUUGACCCCGUGAUUAAAAUACAAUUUGUGGAUAGCACUGCCUGGAGAGGUCAAACACAAAUUUGUCCCAAGUCACAGAACUCCUUCCACAAGCUUUCAUUUAGCCUAGACUCUGAUCAUUUCAGAUUUUUACCUCUUACAGGUUCUGAUAUAUGUUUGUCAAAGUAAAGUGAAUGCCUCUCAGUUUGCAUUGAGAUGUUCUUAUAUAUGUGUGAACAAUGUAAUGAAAUAGUGAAGUGUCAAAUUCAAAUUGUAUACCUGAACUGCUUUAUGGUUACAAUAGAAUGCAGUAAUGUAGUGGCAGUUGAAAUACAAAAGGGCGAAUCCACACCUGUCUUUUUGAAAAAGAAAAACUGUAAAACAACUGUUAAUUUUAGUGUAGUUAUACUCAAACAUGUAUAAUAAUUCCAUGUAAAUGUAACAUGAUUGAUUAUGUCAGAAAUUACGUUUCAACAAUAUAAAAAAGUGAACUGUUUGAAUACUCUGAGGAGGGAUAUCAUUCCUUCCAGGAUAUUAUGUGAUAAAUGUUUUGUAAAAGGACCUGUCCAGUUUUUGACAAAUUAGACACAACGUAAUCAGUUACUGAGUAGAUUUAAGCAAAUACGAUUAGAAUAAGUUUUUAAAUACACAUUUAAAGUGGUUUACUGUACCUUAUUGGGCAACUGACAGAUGAUCUUCAACAAGUGCCAAAGAGCACUGGAGAAAGCCCUAAAUUAAAGCAAAUUAACUUAAUUAAACUUAAAGGAAAUAAAUGUAAAGUAAAUCCAAAUAGUGAAUCGAGUGGGAAGGAGUGGUUGGUGCAACAUUAAAGUUUGUUUUUUUUUCACAGUCAGAUACCCGGAAUUUAUACUCUUAAGUGUUUUCUUGUAUUUCAAUUACUAUCCUUUACUGAUUAUAUUGUGUCUUGUCACAUAAUUUGGCGUCAUCUGAUCAUGGGUUUUAAAGCAAUGAUUUGCUGCGGAAAAAAGGCCACUUUUCUGAUGCCAUUAUGGGUUUUUGUAAGAGUUGACGUGACCCUCUUUAGAGCAUUUUUCUAUUUUUAAAACAUUUUAAAUCAGUCAUGAUUAGCUAGGCUAAUAAAUUUUUAGUAUAACCAAUGAGCUGGUUGUACCAAAGAUCUGGUCUAUAGCACUUACAUUUUGUGACUUGAAACUUUAAAUGUCACAGUUUAAAAGCAAACAUGUCAUUGAAUCAGCAGAUAUCUAGUUGUUGGUACUUGGACCUUCAAUCUGAUGUGAUUGCAUUUGUAUUUUAACGCUGUGUUUGUCACUUCGUGUACAUUUAUAGUAUCUUUAUGUUCUUACAUACCUGUGCACCUUUGCUAUGUACAAAUUUGAUUAGAUACUUUUCAUCUGAAAUGCACUGCUAAGCAAUUCUGAAAAAAAAAAAGGUGCAGGCAAGGGGCUACUGUUUUUUGAAGUCUUAUUCACGUUUCUCUGGGGGGGAAAAAGCUGUGAGAUUUACGAACAUGUUGGGAUUGCAAUAUAGGACUUGUUCUUCUAUCCCAGUUUGUUUUAAAAAAAAGAAGAAAAAAAAGUCAAGAUGUGACAUACUCUCCAGUAGCCUGAGACUUGAGCUGAACUUCUGCAUCGGGGCACAUCACUGUCUACACAAUUGUUCAUUUACAAGACAUUUUUGUGCUGCUAAUUAAACUAUCUUAAGAACUUUUACAUGAUAGGUAACCGUACAAAAUUUAAGUAGUAGGUCAUCUUAAAACCACAAUGUGUCAGUAUGAGUAGCGUAAACCUAUAUUUGUUUUCACUCUGGUGUCUGGUAACGUCACGGGUCUGGGUAUCUGACAUAAUGUGCCAUGUUUUAACAGCUGUGGCCACCAGAAAACCGAUGCUGUUGUCUGUUAUUUCAAUGUUACUUUGGUCAGGUCACAAAGAUCCGGUGCCAGGAAAUCUACUUUUUUUUCUAUUAAACGUGCAGCAUGGAAUAUGUACUAUGUGAGAUGCAUUUCUCUGAGGCAACACAACCAGCUACCAUACCAGACACAGUUCACAUUCUUUUUUUUUUUUAUUGAAUGUGUGUUCACUCCUGCAAACACAUGCUGGUAUAUCAUUCAGCUUUACUAAAAGGCCACAGCUUUUAAAACUUAGAGUUUUGAUUCAAACGACUUGUUCAUUUUUUCCAUCCCAGCCCUGAUUGUGUUUGUAAUGCAGCAUAAUGGUGGCUUAGUCCCAGUUGACCAGUAGAUGCAAUGCCAACCACAGCCAGUGUGUAAUGAAAUUCUCUUUGUUGAAGGAUUAUGGACAUUUAUAGUUCAGGGAUUCUCUUUAACAUAUUUUGUUAUAUGGAUAUAUGUGCUGAAGUGAUUUGAUGGACUUUGGUGCACAUUCAUAUGAUAACUAAAGGAGAUGAGUGUCACUCGAGUUUGCUGAGAUUGAAGUCUUUGCAAAAGAACUUAGGUGCACUUAACUUUUUUUUUACUAAACUUAAAAUUUAAAAUGAAAAUUUAGAAUAAAGGUUAUUUUGGAAAUUUGAAAUGCUUCUUGUUCAUCU
Molecule: messenger RNA, 3349 nt
Organism: Lampris incognitus (smalleye Pacific opah)
Lineage: Eukaryota; Metazoa; Chordata; Actinopteri; Lampriformes; Lampridae
Gene: dazap2
Product: DAZ associated protein 2
Exons: 4
Coding region: 149-661 (170 amino acids)
Source: RefSeq, a predicted model, not a curated record